Molecule: messenger RNA, 1041 nt
Organism: Danio aesculapii
Lineage: Eukaryota; Metazoa; Chordata; Actinopteri; Cypriniformes; Danionidae
Gene: rom1a
Product: retinal outer segment membrane protein 1a
Exons: 4
Coding region: 1-1041 (346 amino acids)
Biological process (GO): visual perception
Cellular component (GO): membrane
Source: RefSeq, a predicted model, not a curated record
AUGGUUGUGGGUAAGAUGAAGUUCACUUUUCAGAAAAGGGUGAAGUUGGCCCAGGGUUUAUGGAUGCUGUCGUGGUUGGCGACGGUGGGUGGAGCGAUUACCUUCACUUUAGGAUGCUUCCUAAAGACUGAGCUACGAAGAAGGGGAGAGGUAAUGGACAACACAGACAUCCAUUGUGUGCCCAACACCUUGAUGAUUGUGGGUCUGGCUUCGAUGGGCGGCAAUUAUUUUGCCAGUCGAAUCUGCCAGGAUGCCCUGGAUGCCGGGCGUUUCCCACGGUGGAAGACCUACAUGAAGCCCUUUUUUGGCUGCUCCAUUUUCUUCACCUCCCUCAUGCUAAUUUCAGUCAUCCUGAGUUACAUCAUGAAGGGCAGCCUGGAGACCUCGCUGAAAAUCGGCCUGAAAAACGGCAUCCGCUUCUACAAGGACACCGAUAUCCCAGGCCGCUGCUUCCAGAAGCAGACCAUCGACCGGCUUCAGAUGGAGUUCCAGUGCUGCGGAAACACUGACUACAGGGAUUGGUUCGAGGUGCAGUGGAUCAGCAACCGCUACCUGGAUUUCAGCUCUAAGGAAGUUAAGGACCGUAUUAGGAGCAAUGUGGACGGCCGCUAUUUGGUGGACGGUGUGCCCUUCAGCUGCUGUAACCCCAGCUCUCCCAGACCCUGCAUCCAGUACAAAAUCACCAACGACUCUGCCCACUACAACUACGAGCACGAGACGGAGGAGCUCAACCUCUUCAUCCACGGCUGCAGGGAAGCUCUGGUCAACUACUUCAUGGGGCUGAUGAACACCAUCGGCGCUGUCGUUCUGUCCGUCUUUCUCAUUCAGUGCUCGGUGUUGUCCAGCGUGCGCCUCCUGCAAACAUCCAUGGAGGCUGUAGCCGGACAAGAGAACGUGGAGAUCGACACCGAAGGCUACUUGCUGGAGAAAGCCUUGAAGGAGACCAUCAUGGAGUACGUGGAUCCUGUGAUGAAGCUCCUUUUGCUGAAUCAAGUCGGAUCUUCUGAGGCUAAAGCAGAAGCAGGAGCCGCAACCAGCUAA